GGAGCGCAGAGGGCCGACUUGCAGUGGGCGCAGCUUGAUGGUCGGUGCGCUGCUGCGUGAUAUUUCCCACUGUGGGCGACCGAGGCAUCGCUCUUUCAAAGCGUCACAGCAGCUUUUUUGUGUGGAAAACAUUCGAUUUUUUUUAAAGCAGUCCCAGAUCCGUCCGUUUGAGCGUGUGCGUGCAAGCGUGCGUCAGUGUGCGGUACGUGGAAGUUGUGCCCAGAAGGGGGAGGGCAGCGUGGAUUCUUUCUUCUUUCUUUCUUUCUUUCUUUCUUUCUUUCUUUCUUUCUUUGAAAUCGAACUUUCUAAGCAUGAACGCAGACACUUGCGUCUCAUACUGCGACAUGACAUCGAUGGAUUCCUAUUACAGUCCGUCUUCGGCGCACCCGACGAACCCGUUCAGGACUUUCAGCACCACCGAAGCCAAAUACAGUCCCACCUUUGCGGGCGGGAAAGGGCAUGCUUUCGCGGACAAGUCCCGGUCCAGUCCCUUCCAGCCCGAGUGCCAGUCGCUGGAUGGCGCGGAAGGAGAGGGUACCUUCAACAAGUACCAGCUCUUCAUGCACAAGCCCGCCUACAAGACUCUCCCCGAGGGCGGCAAGCUGCACACCGGCAUCCUUCCCUGCUACGGAAAAGACAAUGAAUUGACAGAGUCAGAGCUGCCCUCCAGUGUUGACACCCCUGGGAUGGAAGGCAGUUACCUAAAUCUGAAGGAAACCGGCGUGAAGGGGCCAAGCGAACGUCCAGGUUCAGAUCUUUCCAGCCCUCUGGACAAGAACGAGGCUGAGAGCAACAAAGGCAAGAAGAGGCGUAACCGCACUACAUUUACUAGCUAUCAGCUGGAGGAGCUGGAGAAAGUCUUCCAGAAAACACAUUACCCAGAUGUGUAUGCCCGUGAGCAGCUGGCACUGAGGACGGACCUGACAGAGGCUCGUGUACAGGUGUGGUUCCAGAACCGGAGAGCCAAGUGGAGGAAGAGGGAACGCUUUGGCCAAAUGCAACAGGUUCGAACACAUUUCUCUACUGCCUAUGAGCUGCCUCUCCUAACUCGGUCUGACAACUAUGCGCAGAUCCAGAACCCUUCUUGGAUCGGCAGCAACAGUGGCACUUCUCCAGUGCCAGGUUGCGUUGUUCCUUGUGAUACUGUGCCCCCCUGCAUGCCCUCUCAUGCGCAUGGUCACGGCGGGGUCUCAGACUUCCUCGGUGUGCCCAGCCCAGGGAGCAGCCACAUGGGACAGACACAUAUGGGCAGUCUAUUUGGGGGUCCUGGAAUGGGAGGAGGGAUCAAUGGCUUCAAUCUCAAUGUCGAUCCAGACCGCAAGUCGUCCAGCAUUGCAGCACUACGUUUGAAGGCCAAGGAGCACAGUGCUGCCAUUUCUUGGGCAACAUGAUGUUCUGCUUAUCCUAAGCGGCCAUCAUCAAGCACUCAUAAUAAUGCAGGUCAAGUGAACAAGGAGCGACUGCAGAUAUAGCAGAAACCAUGCAGUGGCCAACUCAACUGAGAUAAUGUCUGUGACUGUGACAGUCAGCAGAUACUGAACACUAAAGAUCAUAGAGGGGGUCUUGAUUCAUUAAUGUGUCAGGUCUUAGUGCUCAUUUUCACAAAUUUAAACAAACAAUAUCACAAACACGUGCUGCAAAAUACACUCAGUAGGACUAUAUGUUAGUUGACUUGGAGUCAUAUCUUCUAUUUACCUGACCAUUCAAGGUCCCUCACACAAGAAAGACAUUGUUAUUUUUUUAACGUGAAGGACCCUGUACGAUGGUAGUUCAGUUUUCGUUAUUAAAAUUGCUCCAAAAAGGUCAGACCAAAACAAACUGAGAGCUGACAAGGCCUGUGCCAUUUCAAGCCAGAAGUGCUCAUUUCAAGCCAACGUGUCAUUUCCUCCUGCAGAGCCAACACCGCAGGUUGCCCUGAGAGUCCCAGUGUAACGGAUGCCAGCCUGUGAGGCUGUGCAAGUGUACGUUGGUAAACCUCACUCCCUCUGCCUUAAGAGUUGCACUGAACACGCGGUCGACAGUCCGGGCUUUUGGCUGUGUGGUCAGCGCUCUCGCCUCCCAUUGCGAAGGUCCUGGGUUUGAGCCCCGGUGCGGGCGGUGUGAAACAGGGUGGGUUACACCAGCCUCGGGUUACAGGAAACAGCGUCCACAGUGGCUAUCGGCAGCCUUAAACGUCAACUUGUCACGCCAUCUUCACAACGCAACUAGACACGCUUACUGAGCAUCACAGUGGGCCUCCAGGACAUACUGUACAGUACGUGGUGAAGACACAUCCGGUACAAAUAUUGUAAUGGUCAGCUUAUGGUUCAACAUAGGCUCAGCAGAGAUGACUCCUGAAUCACAGAAUCCGACACAUGCCAGAGACUGCAGACUGAAUCAGUGAGUCUAACUGCCCGGUGGAUAAUUCUAUAAUGCUUAGGUCAGGGGUGUCUGAAGCACGGCCCGUUCUUUUUGGCCUGCAGCACAUUAUAAAAGUAGAACUUAACAAGAAAUUACAAAAAGAAAAAAAAACACAUAACCAAGGAAAAAUCUGCAGUAAUUUUACAAAAAUAAAAGUUGUAAGUUGUUAAAGAGAAAAAGUCUUAUUUUCAUGAGAACAUCGUAAUAUGAGGAAAAACACCCUUUUUGUAGCAUAAAGUUGGAACAUUAAAGAAAAAAAGACGUAAUACAAAGUGGUACUAUUGAGAGAAUCAAACAAGAUUUAUAAAGUUGUAAAUUAGGUCGCACGUUACGCUACGUGAAUUAAGUCGAAAUAUUACGGGAAUAAACCAGGGACGCUCUGAUCAAUCGUCCACCGAUUAGUUGACUUCCAUAAAACGUGAUCGGUUGUCAUACAUUAUACAGAUGUAAUUUAUCUUAAAAGUAAGACAUGAACAACAUCAAAUUAAAAGCACAAAAUGAAUGCCAACAGACCAUCCACCAGUUCAAGCCUGGAGUUUUGGGUAUUGGGGUAUCACUGGGCGACACCAUUCCAUGCCAGCGUGUUAGAGCACUCGCUUAUCAAACCUAUUGCUGUUCCACUUUUCUUGCAUCUUUCUUCACGUGCUUUGCCUAGCCGUCACUGUCGCCACUCGAGUCAUCCGCCGAAUUUCUGGUCUUCGGACUCCAAAUGUGACUUUUUACCACAAGGACAUUUUGUUUUUAAAACGAAACAAGCAAUGUGGUUAGUUUGGAGCUCUGUUUUGUCCCACGAGGAAGUGGAUAUCACAUUCAUGAGGUACGUACUAACUUUUUCAAGCGUCACUGAACAAUUUUGCUGUCUUGUUGUCAUUCUAACUUAAGCAGGACACAUUUGUAUUUAAUAAAGAUAUUUAUUUCUAUUAUUUUAUUCUGUUCAUUUUCUUAUCUUGCGCUAACAAAAAGAAUUGAAUCGUUUAUUUCCCCGUGAAUUUGCAUUAUUCCAAAAGAUGCAUCAAAUUAAAUUCAGGUUUAUGUAAAAUAGUACAAAUAUUGAAAUAAAAGCCAAAAAAAGAGAAAAAAAAUCCACCCAAAAGUUUAUUUUGUAAUAUUGACCUAUUUGCCAGGGGCCCUGGCCAAUAGUGCUCAUCAUGAAUAAAUUGAAAUAUAAACGCUUAAUCCAUGUGAUCAGUAUCGGCUGAUCUCAAUCAUGGAUGGACGGUAUCUGAUUGGAGCAUCCCUAGAAUCAAGUCAUACUUACAAAAAGAACAUUUACAAGAAGAAAGUUGAAAUACAUGGAAAUUAAAAAAAAACAGCCGUCAUUUUACGAGAUUAAAGUCAAAAUAUGACUGAAAAAAAAGUUGUAUUUGAAUGAGAAAAGUGCCAUUUUUUCUCACGUCAGUGUGAGCAGUACGAGUCAGAUGUUUUCCAAAUGCAACACAAGCCUCUUUUGCGUGUGGCCAUAAAAUCCAGUGUGUAUCUGAUGCUACUGGAUCUUGUACGUCCUAUAAAGUCAUCAAAAGGCGUGGGCAAAAGUUCCUCGUCAUCCGAAAAGGACUUUAAAAAUCUAUGUCAGCAAAGCGCCUUGCGUCGGUGCCCCACCACUCCAGCAGAACCAAUUCCUCGGGAAGUUCCAAGUUCCACUCGUAUGCAAAAUGUUGUCUCCGGUUGCAAAAAACAAAAUAAAAAAUUGCCACAAAUGUGCCAAAACAGACCAGAAAUUGCAGACAUGUUUGCUUCCUUCCGUAAACACACUUUGAGGCGUGGGACCUCUGUGUUUUGUGCACAUGCGCGUCACUUCCUGCCCGUAUCGUGUUCACAUUUUACACAAGUACAAGUUGAAUUUUUUGGGGGGGGGUCAUGGAUGUUAACAAGAAAUCCAAAUUGGGCAAUCAUACACUUUGUGUGUUACCAAAAAGUGUCUCGCUAGAGUUUGACGGCAGGCUGGAGACACAUUGCAUUUGACAUUUGGCUGAUAUUGCUGAGACAAGGCUACUCCGUCUGUAUCAGUGAGCACGGGUUCUACUUAUGUCGUUGACAUGGUGGAUAUUUACCUCGGCUGAUUUGACUUCUUGGUACAGGAUUGAUUGCAUCGAGUGAAAACAUUCUGACACUUACUGUAUGUACAUUUUCACACAUUCAGCAGGUGUCACGUGCGUUCUGGCCAAUCAGAAGCCUGAAAAAGCUGCCACAGUCGACUUGGUGGUUCAUUAUAACUCCUCUGUUCUCAGUGUGGAGAGAUAGUAGACGUAAAAUGACAAGAGCCCGGGAGACACCAUGAAUGGAGGGAGGGGGGGGACACAUCUGUCCACAGCUGCAGGAAGUGAAACCAACACCAGUAGGUUUUGUUCAAUAAAGUUGGCUGAGUUUCACUCAUCCACACACAAAAACUGACUAACAUGUCCACAUUGAAUGGAGUUUUCUAAAAGCUGUUUUUAAAAAGGAAAAGUGCACUUUUUUGGAGGAAUGUUGCCCGUCAUCCACAAUCCUUAUGUGAGACAUGAACACACACAGAGACAGCUGCAUGUAAUGCGACAAAGACUGCCAUUCAAACCUCCAACGAGGUUUUACGGUUUUCUCUGCAUGCUCUGAGCAGGUAGCGACCGGUGCAUUCAUGAUAACAUGGAAUACUUACGUACAUCAUGUUGGUUCUUUUCAGCAUUAGCGGAACGGCCUUCCUGGAUGCACGGACUUCACAUAGCAACACCAAGCGUUAACUUUUCCCAAACUCAAAAAGGAAAAAACACCAGCGGCAAUGGGGGCUGCUCCAAUAUGUCACGUUAUUUUUUGUGAAGGUUGUUGCCAGCCGGUGUGGUGUGGCAAAAUGUCAAUACGCCGGUGAUGUUGCUCGACUGGCAUAAGAAUGUUAAAAAUAAUAUUAAUAAUAAUAAUAAUAUUGCUGUAGUUUGGUUAAUAAGUGCGUCACAUUAUAUGUACAGCCCUGGUCCCAUGAUGUUGAAGUCAAUCAUGUCGAACAUCUCCUGAAAAAGAUGAAUCUAGUCAAACAGCUUUGGGUCAUAGCGACAACUCAUGUUUGAUGCAGAACAGCAAAUGAUAAAACAAACUAGGAGAAAAAAUAGAAAAAGUGAAAGAUUGCUGCGACACAGGUAUUAGCGCCCUUUAAAGUCCAUUUGACUCAUCUGUGACAAAUCGGAAAUGAAAAUCACUUGUGUUAGGGUUAGGGUUAAGGUUACUGUUAAACUGCGGCCACAUGACAUGAAUUAAGCAAUGAAUUAUGACCUAAAUGUAUUAAAAAGCCACAUAUUUUUUGUUUGUUGGUCACAAUGGGGACGACAAUAGGAGCUGUCUGGAGACCUCAGAAGCACUAUUAUUAGCAAACACAGGACCGCUAAAGAAUAAAGGCCAUCUCCAAGGGCCUUGGUGUCCCAGGUUCAUCCCAGUACAUAAUGUUAAGACAUUUUCAAAGAAUGGAACUGUCAAGAACCUCCCUGGACGUGGCGGGAAGAGGAAAAAUCGAUGAGAAGUCUUUGAAAUGUCGGUGCGGAUUGUGGAGAAACGCCACGUAAAACCGAGCUGACCUGGAACAAUCUGGGCUCACGUUUUCAACUCGCUCAAAACCAAGCAGGACUCUACAGACGAAGGUUUGAGUCGAAGCUCAUGGUUUCUCCAGCACGAUCAAGACCCAAAGCACACAUCCAAAAGCACGCAGGAAUGGCCGAAAAAGAAGGAAGGGACUGUUUGAAACUGUGUGGCGAUGAGUCCUGAUCUUGACCCCAUUGGAAAUCUGUGGUGUGAGGAAUCCUGCAAACGUUCAACGAAAUUGCAAAGAAAGAGCGUAAGAAAAUACCAGCUGAGAAGUGCAAGAAGCUUCAAGAUGGCUCCAAGAAACGUCAUUGCUGCCAAAGGGUGCGCCACCAAAUAUUCAGGAGGGGUACUUUUGUUGCUGUCCAGGUCAUUGUUUGUGUUUCCUCUUUGAAAUUGAAACAUGUAAUGUUAUUUUUGUUGUUAGAUCCGUUCAUAAACUCUGUUGAUAUUCAUUUGGUACAUUUUCGUUUAUUUAUGAAAAUGUUGUACUGGUUGUGCAAGUGUCAAGAACUGCUGAAGUGCUGAAUCCCAAAUUAGCAGAGCAAAACGAGAGUCUGUGCAAAAAGGUUUUAAUAACAAAAGAAGACUCACGAGGAGUAAAAUACAAAAACACAAAAGGGGCAGAGCCAAGUCCAGCAUGAAACUGAAAGUCCGCCGUGGUCGGGCGCAAGAGAGGUGGGCGGGGCUCGGCGAACAAGCGACUACAAUGUCGGAGUAUAAAAUAAAUCUAUGUGGUUUUGAAAUAGGUUCCAGGCCAAUGCAGUAAUUAACUGCGGCGCAUAAAGAAAUUAAUUUGCGGUCAUUUACUGUGUCUCCUUGUUUUUAGUGUAGCCUAUUUGUCAAAUUCACUGCAUGUUUCUUUUGAGGGCAAUAAGCCAUUAUUUAUCAUCACAACGCAAAUCAAAUAAGUAGAAGCUGAUUAUCAGAGUAGGCAAUUGAGUAGCCUACAUAACGUCACUUACCUUCCAUUGACUUUGUUUGCUUUGUUUACUUUCUGGCCAACUGCAAAAACAAAGCAGCUGCCGUAAAGAUUUGGUGGGCUCAUGCUCCGAUCUACGAUCACUAAAAAAAAAGGCAAAAACGUCUAAUUACAACUACAACUUUUUUUUUUCCUGCAUGACGAUGACUCCACUAAGACUGAACUAUCCAGACUGUAUUGGCUGGUACCACAGGUCGAUAAAAUCCCAAACCUUUUAAAAGACUAAAGAAGGAGUCUAAAAUGCAGGUAGAUGACAUGAAUAAACACUUGUAGAAAGUAGUGGAGUAGCCCGCUGUGCCCUGAACAGCUCUCAUUAAAGCUAAUGGGUCACAGUGCCCCAGCCAGGCUCGAAUGACAUCCUGAGGCCGGCAUGGUUAAGGGACCAUGAAGACCGUUAGGGCACUUCAAAGUUCAGCUCGCUACAUUAGAGCUCUGCUGAUAUGGCAAAGAGGGGACAGAUCAAAUUACUUAUUCAGCACUUUAUUUCUCCGUCAAUGGUCCGGUCAGUCAGUGUGCACCAUAAACAAAUGGACGCUUGAGCUGUUCAUUAAAAAGGCCAUCCGGGCUGUAAAUCAGUGCUCUUAGAAACAUCUGAGUUGGCCUUUUAGCUUACUUUAAACAAUCCUUAAGUUUAAUGAACAUACUGUAGCUGGUACCAACACAUCGAAUAACAUUUUUCCCCACACACCUAAGCAGUAAAAAUAUACAGUGGUGCCUGUGUAUGGUACACCGCCAUCUUGGGUCACAGGCCCAAGACCAAAUCUUGCGAUACAUGCACGUGAUUGCACGAUUCACUGUGGCCCAUGGACGCAAUUUUAGGGCAACAGCGUGUGUUUCUAUCAGAUGUGCUGCCACCAGACAUAACAAAACGGAUGCACAAAACGGAUGCAACAAAACAUGGAGUGCACAAAAAAUAAAGGUAAUGAACCGUGCCGCGUCAUGGGUGCAAGACCCCUGACUUUUAGAAGACUGCCGUCAUUUCAAAAGUAUGAAAAUGUGACCGAGUGCUUCAGCCAUCGGCUGCAAUUCUCUCUCUCACACACACACACACACCUAAAGAUUCAAGAUUCAAGAUUCAAGAGAGUUUUAUUGUCAUGUGCAUAGUACAACAGCAGUUAUACCAUGCAAUGAAAAUCUUAUUCUGUUCAUUCUCCCAAGAAAAGAAAGAAAACACAAGACAGAAUAAGAACAUAAGAAACAUAAACACAUAAACAUAUAUACCAAUAAAUUAAGCAACAACAACAGAAG
Messenger RNA from Dunckerocampus dactyliophorus (ringed pipefish), 8170 nucleotides. It is a transcript of the gene alx4b, whose product is annotated as ALX homeobox 4b. NCBI's taxonomy places the organism in Eukaryota, Metazoa, Chordata, Actinopteri, Syngnathiformes, Syngnathidae. The record is from RefSeq and is a predicted model, not a curated record. The transcript is spliced from 4 exons. Gene Ontology annotation, biological process: regulation of transcription by RNA polymerase II. Gene Ontology annotation, molecular function: RNA polymerase II transcription regulatory region sequence-specific DNA binding; DNA-binding transcription activator activity, RNA polymerase II-specific. Bases 312 to 1391 code for a protein of 359 amino acids.